Messenger RNA from Microplitis demolitor, 1677 nucleotides. RefSeq lists its product as uncharacterized. The coding region runs from base 1 to 1677 and encodes 558 amino acids. The record is from RefSeq and is a predicted model, not a curated record. NCBI's taxonomy places the organism in Eukaryota, Metazoa, Arthropoda, Insecta, Hymenoptera, Braconidae. The transcript is spliced from 4 exons.
AUGUGUUUUGUUGUCUGUAAUUCACCGGACACAUUAAUGUGUCAUAUUGUACGUAAUCACCAAUAUGAUCCACUAUUCAAAGUGACAUGUACAGAAACAGGAUGCGGUGCAACUUAUAAAAAAUGGAAAUCAUUUCGCCAACAUAUUUUUAGGAAACAUUCAGUUUUGUCUCAGAGGUUAAAUGACAUCAACAACCUAGUUGAAGAAAGAUUAGCUGAUGAUGUGCCUCUUGAUACCGAUCAAAACGAUGAAAAUGCAAACGCUUUAGCUAUAGUUUUAUACAUGGAUGAGUUAGGAGUUGCUAAUCCACUAGCUUCUAGUUCUAAAACCCAAAAGUUAACAAUGUUCUAUUGGACUCUUGCUAACAUUAAACCAAAUUUGCGUUCAUCACAAAAUGCGAUCCAAUUACUAGCUAUAGUUAAAAGUUGUUAUUUAAAACAGCCAGGUGCUUUGAAUAAAGUCUUAAAGCCUUUUAUCGAUGAUAUUAAAAAUUUGCAAACCCAAGGAAUUAACGUCACCAUCAAUGGUGUCCCGAAAAACUAUAAAGGUUCACUAUUAUUUUUUUCGGGUGAUACUCCUGCUUCUGCUUUAAUGGGUGGUUUUAAAGAAUCUGUGUCAGCACAUCGCCCAUGUCGAACUUGCAUGUUUACAAAAGACGAAAUCAAACAACAUGUUAGAGAGACUGAUUUUCUUUUACGAAACAAAGAUACACAUCAAGAACAUUUGGAAGCAAUCAACGAUAAUACAACUCAAGCUACAAAAAAUUUUUGGCAAUUAUUUUAUGGAAUUAAUACUGUAAGUCCGUUAGCAGAUAUUCCAUUUUUUGAUGUGACUAUGUGUUUACCACAAGACUGUAUGCACGUUUUAAAUGAAGGAGUUACUGAACUUCUCAAUGAACAAUUAACUGCAUUCGAAUUCGGACACUUUAGCCGAGAUAAACCAGCAAUAAUCCAAAAUAAUGACCUUGCUGAUGAUAAGAAAUUACGACAAAGUGCAGCACAAAUGUUUGUUUUAGCACAUACUUUACCAUUUUUAAUUGGCCAAUGGAUUUAUAAUAGCGAUGACGAAGGUGUUACUGAAAGGCUUGAUUGUUUAAUUUUAUUACUGCAGAUAAUGAACUUGUGUCUGGCAUAUGAAAUACACGAUGACUCAAUUGAUACUCUAAGUCGUAUGAUUGAAACGUUUAAAUUAAAAUUUAAUUCAAUGUUCCCAGAUAAAUUUAUCCCCAAAAUUCACUUUUUAGAACAUAUACCGAGAUAUAUAAAACUGUUUGGUCCAGCACGACAGCAAUGGUGCUUUCGAUUUGAAGCUGCACAUGCCUACUUUAAAGCUCUUGUAGCAAUAGUGCGAAGUUUUAAAAAUAUGCCUGACACAAUGUGUUAUCGUUAUCAAUCACGUAUGUGUUCCAGACUUUUUGUUAAUCCUGGUCAAUCAUCGAAAACUUUUUUAUACGAAGGUGAUAACAUAACGCCUGGACCAAGUGUACUUUUAGUCAAUCUACCAUAUAAAAAAUUAUUUGAUGACCUAGUUAAUGACUUUGAAAGGAGCGUGUGUUCUGUUAUGAGAUCACCGAAAGUUACUAUUCAUAGUACUAGUUAUAGCCAUGGAAGUGUAAUUUUACUAGAAUGUAACGAGGAAAUAAUGCCUAUAUUUGCGGAAAUUGAUGAUAUCUAUUAA